UACCUGGGAGAGGGAGGAGAGCAGAGAUGCUGUUUGGGACAGGCAGGGAGACAGGCAGCACCUGAGACACAGAAGAGGACAAGUUGUGACCAGGACAGAGGAGGGGGAAACAGACAAGAGGGCUGGUUUUAUCCGGAGCACAAAAUAGGACGAUUACCUAACGUAUACUUUACCUUCAAGUAGAGUACAUAAGCUUCAGCCGUACCUGGGAAAAGAAGAAUAGUUCUGUCACCUGAGACAUACUGAAGCAGAGGUAUUACUCAAUAGAGGGAUCAACCAGGAUAGAAGCAUCACAAGGGUAAAAUAAAAGAGGAACUCUCUCUAUCUCUGCAAAGUUAUUACCAUAGGAGUGUGAUAUAUUAAGGGGUAUUACAUGGGACAAUAAGAGGAAAUAUCUGAGCGGAGAUACAGGUCCCAGUGAAUCGGGCAGGUAUUGUCUGAACAACAGCGGCUAACUGGACUGAAAUGAUCCACACACAGCUCUUCUGAUCCAUCUUCAUCCAUGGAAAAUCCCCCGCCCUACACCAGUACGCCAUAUCCAGCAUAUCCCGCUUACCCUCCGCCAGGCGGCCAUGGCAUAUCUUACCAGCCAUAUACCAUCCAGCCAGGUCCUCCGCCCCCACCUUAUGUUAUUGAGAGGCCACCUUCGCACAAGUUGCCGUUUUCCUGGUUUUCCAGACGUUGGACCACCGUUUUUAUCUUCAUAAUCUUCAUUGUCGUCCUCAUUGGGCUGGGUCUGAUCACUGCAUACAAAUUAAAUGCGUUCAAUGGAUCAUCUUCCAACGGCAUCCCACGAGAACACUGUUUCUCCAACAUGACUCGGUGCAAUGGAGUGGCUGAGUGUUCUAAAGGAGGCGAUGAGGCUGGAUGUGUGCGCUUUCUCUGGGAUAACUCGCUGCUUGAAGUCAUGUCACGUAAGAAGGAGGACCUAUGGCUGCCGGUAUGCUCCACGGGAUACAGCAGUAACUUUCCAUCGUACGUGUGCCAACGGUUUGGAUUUGCCGAACAACCGACUACACAGGUGGUAACCAUGAGUGACAAUUCCGCCAAUGUAGGACUCUAUACCGCUGGAACAUCUGACACAAUCCAAGGAAGUUUGGAAAGCCAAACCUGCCCGACUAACCAGUACCUGUCUCUGAGAUGUUCAGACUGUGGUCUGCAGAAGAUGAGUCGUAUCAUCGGGGGCACACAGGCCAACGCCGGGGAGUGGCCAUGGCAGAUCAGUCUGCAAGUCCACACAACAAAAGGAUAUGAACACAUUUGUGGGGGGACAAUUAUCAGCAACCAGUGGGUUGUGAUUGCAUCUCACUGUUUCUCAAGCAAUGUGCCCUUGAAUUACAUGAGGGUAGUCGCUGGCACAAUCAGCCUGGCCCAGAGUCGCAGCUAUUCAGGUAUCGCAGCCUUCAUUAGGAACGAGGAUUACAAUACUGAUACGGAUGAUUAUGAUGUGGCUUUGAUAAAACUGAAGGAGCCCUUCACUUUUUCAGCUACCAUUCAGCCAGCCUGCCUUCCAAUGACCAAUCAAGACUUUAACCCCAACACCAAAUGCUGGAUCACUGGAUUUGGUAAAACUGUUGCCACUUCUGAGGAUGCGUCCAAGGUCCUGAUGAAGGCAGAAGUGACCAUUAUCAGCACUGCCGUCUGUAACGGCGUUGGCGUCUAUAACGGAGCCAUUACUGAUAGAAUGAUGUGCGCUGGGGAACUGAGAGGAGGAACAGAUUCAUGUCAGGGGGACAGCGGAGGACCACUGGUGUGUUUGCAGGACAAUCGCUGGUAUUUGGCUGGAGUGACCAGCUGGGGAACUGGAUGUGGGCAAGCCAAUAAGCCUGGAGUGUACACCCGUGUUACUUCCAUCUUACCGUGGAUUUACAAACAGCUGGAGAUGAAUCGAUGACCUCUUCCCUGAGUACCAGGAUGCAACAUCAUUUGUGAAAGGCCAAAACUCCAGUGAUGGGAAAUAAUGGGGGUGGGGGGUUAUUUAUAAAUAAAAAAUGGAGAAGAAAUGACAUUCACAGUGUAUAUUGCUUCAUCACGUUAUUGCUCCAUUUGUUAUGUCUACAGUAACAAAUAAAUAUAAACCCAACGACACCAAGAAGCUCAAAUGUUGCUAUCGAGAGGCCAUCCAAAAGCCUUCUGAGAGCAUAGACCUUCUGGUGUCUUGCUGAAUGGGCCAAAGAGAGAGAGUCUGGUUAUGUGAAGACCUUCAAAGGAGCUCCAACCUGGGACAAGAUCAGGACUUUUCUUGUUGGUUAAAAGUGAUGUAAAAGCAAUGUCAUAAAGAGUAUUUCCUCUAUCAACAGCCUAAAAUGAUUACUUGUUCAGGGUGCAAUGUCAGUGCUUCAUUCUAUGGAAAAAGGGUGCGGGCACUCACCUAAAGUUACAGAUGGAUACAAGAUAUAUAGUAGCUUCCACGCUCUGGAUGUGUGCAGAUGAUUUGUUUUACCCAUUUCUGAAAAGAUUUCACUGAUUUCUUCCUGUUUCUGGAGCUAGUUAUAUAAGUAUAAAAAAUUAGAGCAACAGCAAAAAGUCCAUAAAGAAUAGGUGCCGGAACUACAUGCAUCUGAGGAAUAGGUGCCGGUACUACAUACAUCUGAGGAAUAGGUGCCGGUACUACAUGCAUCUGAGGAAUAGGUGCCGGUACUACAUGCAUCUGAGGAAUAGGUGCCGGUACCACAUGCAUCUGAGGGGUUCAGUAUGUUUGACCGCUGGACGGGAUGCCGACGGUCACAAUACCGACGCCUGGAUCCCGAUGUUUGAAAUCCCGACAGGGGCGAGGUAAGUAGGCUACCCCAUUUCCUCUAUCCCUUAUCCCUAACCAUCUGCACUUACAGCCUAACCCUAACCUCCCCCCUUAGUGCCUAACCCCAUCCUCCACCCUGAGGUGCCUACCCCUUACCCCCCCUUCCUUGCAGCUUAACCCUAAACCUCCCCCCUUAGUGCCUAAACCUAACCUCCCCCCCUCCCCCCCCCCCACCCCCAGUACGUAGCAAUAACUCUCCCAUUCCCAGCAGCCUCACCCUAACCCCACAGCCUAACCCAACUGGGUGGCGCCCAAACCACACACCCCUCCACCCACAUACACACCUCCCCAGGCCUUAACCCUAAGCCGCCCGCUAUCAAUAUAUAUUUACGGUCCGGAUGCCGGCUGGCAGAAAUUCCGGCGUCGGCCUUCUGACCCUGAUAGGAUUCCGGCGUCGACAAUCUAACGGGUGUCGGGAUUCUGACAUCUGUAUCUUAACAGCAUCCCCUCCUAAGUACCACCACAAAAAAAGCACUUAGCGAGGCCAUGGAGCAAGAUGGCUGCUCAAUUAUCAAGACAAGUACUGUAUAUUAUUGCAAUUUUUAGAACAAAAAAUGAAUUUCAUAACAUGUCAUAAGUAACCUCUAUUAAGCUCUUUAUGCCAAAAUGUCUGCAAAAAUUGCAGCUUAUUGCCAUCCAUUUGUGCAGAUGAACCUAGAUCUGCAUACUGUACUUUAAGAUUAAGAACAAAGCAAUUGUGUUUUGCGCAUCUUGUAAUAAAUGUAUUUAUAAAAUAAUGUGGAAAAUGUUUAUAAUGAUUUAUGAAGUUAAUAAUACCAUGUGAAAAGUAAUUUAUUAUAUGAAUGUGAGAGUGUUCUACUGUAUAAUUACAAUAAAUAUAGUAAUAAAAAUAUUUUUUUCUUUU
Molecule: messenger RNA, 3665 nt
Organism: Pseudophryne corroboree (corroboree frog)
Lineage: Eukaryota; Metazoa; Chordata; Amphibia; Anura; Myobatrachidae
Gene: TMPRSS13
Product: transmembrane serine protease 13
Exons: 13
Coding region: 503-1894 (463 amino acids)
Biological process (GO): proteolysis
Cellular component (GO): membrane
Molecular function (GO): protein binding; serine-type endopeptidase activity
Source: RefSeq, a predicted model, not a curated record